UAUUAUCACUACUUCAUCCCUAAAAAUGCGCGCGCAUCUUUGAAAAAUGUUAAGCGUCUCAAUCACUGUUGCCUCGAUGCGAUUUGUUGCAGUUCACCCUUCUCUGGCAGUUGUUUGCUGCACUUCACCCGCAAACUAGAGUUACAUUCUUGGUUAUUUUGAAUAUAUUUUCGGCUUGCAGUCUUAACAUGGUGGAGAUCCAAAUAUAUGGUGCCCGUUGGAGGCCAAACAAUAUUCUUCCCAAUUCUUUUAUGUGGAUACGGGAUAUGAUACUCAACAUUCAACCCAUAUGGUCCGUUCCAUUGGAAAUAAGCACGAUCCUCUUUAUUGCCUUAAACACCUACAAAAGUCUGUACGCCACCGAUAACAGUUACAUGUCACAUCGACUUUUCGUGGUGGGCUGCACAUUCAUCACAUUGCUUCUUGAAACGCCAUUCGUAACCAGUUUCGCCAUCUUGCUUUUAAAUUUCUUACUGUGUUUCGCACUUUCCUUGUGUAUAUUGUGGAAUGCAAACAUAGCAGUGCUAGCUUUACCCAUCUACGUAUCAUUUUCCCAACCGCUGAGUUUUUUAGUAGACUUGAUCUACGUACUUCGCUCAGCUGCUUUUUGUGUGGAAACAGAUUCCGAAGAAUUCGUUUCACAGACUGCUUUUUAUUCCAUCAUGAGUAGCAUGCUUUUAAUUACCAUCGAUUGGGAAAGUAGUGUUCUAGAUCAAACGACGGUCACUGUGUGUUUUUUACUUCUCCACAUUUUAUCAACACUUGUGUAUCUUUUUUAUUACGGAACUGAGCAUUUUAGACUGAGAAUUCAAUGGGCUAUUUUCAUUUCCUUCCAACUGGUAAUAAAUGCUACAAUUAAGCAUUUCUACAAGGGAGAAAAGCUUACAUACUCUUUUCAGUAUUUUAAAUCCCUGUCUAAAAAAUUUUAGUAGCAGUUUGUAUUUAUCUUGUUGUUCUUUCAAAAAUGUAUGUAAUUGACAUUUCUUUUAAAAAUAAAUUUUUCUUGUGAUUGUUCA
Messenger RNA from Parasteatoda tepidariorum (common house spider), 1016 nucleotides. The record is from RefSeq and is a predicted model, not a curated record. NCBI's taxonomy places the organism in Eukaryota, Metazoa, Arthropoda, Arachnida, Araneae, Theridiidae.